Microtus ochrogaster (prairie vole) is the source of this 1478-nucleotide messenger RNA. It is a transcript of the gene Sp7, whose product is annotated as Sp7 transcription factor. Gene Ontology annotation, biological process: regulation of transcription by RNA polymerase II. The record is from RefSeq and is a predicted model, not a curated record. Gene Ontology annotation, molecular function: DNA-binding transcription factor activity, RNA polymerase II-specific; RNA polymerase II cis-regulatory region sequence-specific DNA binding. NCBI's taxonomy places the organism in Eukaryota, Metazoa, Chordata, Mammalia, Rodentia, Cricetidae.
AUGGCGUCCUCUCUGCUUGAGGAAGAAGCUCACUAUGGCUCCAGUCCCCUGGCCAUGCUGACAGCAGCGUGCAGUAAAUUUGGUGGCUCCAGCCCUCUGCGGGACUGUGCGACAACAGUGGGAAAAGGAGGCACAAAGAAGCCAUACUCUGACCUUUCAGCCCCCAAAACCAUGGGGGACGCCUACCCAGCUCCCUUUUCAAGCACCAAUGGGCUCCUCUCCCCUGCAGGCAGUCCUCCUGCCCCAGCCUCUGGCUAUGCCAAUGACUAUCCACCCUUUCCCCAUUCAUUUCCUGGGCCCACUGGUGCCCAAGACCCUGGGCUACUGGUGCCCAAGGGGCACAGCUCUUCUGACUGCCUGCCUAGUGUCUACACCUCUCUGGACAUGGCCCAUCCUUACGGUUCCUGGUACAAGGCAGGUAUUCAUGCAGGCAUCUCACCAGGUCCAGGCAACACACCUACUCCUUGGUGGGACAUGCACCCUGGGGGCAACUGGCUAGGUGGUGGCCAGGGCCAGGGUGAUGGGCUACAAGGGACACUGUCCACAGGCCCUACCCAGCCUCCACUGAACCCCCAGCUGCCUACUUACCCAUCUGACUUUGCCCCCCUCAAUCCAGCUCCCUACCCAGCGCCCCACCUCCUGCAAUCAGGGCCCCAGCAUGUUCUACCCCAAGAUGUCUAUAAGCCCAAGGCAGUUGGCAAUAGUGGGCAACUGGAGGGGAGUGGUGCAGGCAAACCCCCGCGGGGUGCAGGCACUGGGGGUAGUGGUGGAUAUGCCGGAAGUGGGGCAGGCCGUUCUACUUGCGACUGCCCCAACUGUCAGGAGCUCGAGCGGCUGGGGGCAGCAGCUGCUGGGCUGCGGAAGAAACCCAUUCACAGCUGCCACAUCCCUGGUUGCGGCAAAGUGUACGGCAAGGCUUCCCAUCUGAAAGCCCACUUGCGCUGGCACACUGGCGAGAGGCCUUUCGUCUGCAACUGGCUUUUCUGCGGCAAGAGGUUCACCCGCUCCGACGAGCUGGAGCGCCACGUGCGCACUCACACCCGGGAGAAGAAGUUCACCUGCCUGCUCUGCUCCAAGCGCUUCACCAGAAGCGACCACUUGAGCAAACACCAGCGCACCCACGGGGAACCAGGCCCGGGGCCGCCCCCAAGUGGUCCUAAGGAGCUGGGGGAGGGCCGCAGCGUCGGGGAAGAAGAAGCCAGUCAGCCUCCCCGAUCUUCCACCUCCCCUGCACCCCCAGAAAAAGCCCCUGGAGGCAGUCCGGAGCAGAGCAACCUGCUAGAGAUCUGAGCUGGGUAGAGGAAGGUCUCCAGUUCCAGGGUCCUCUUGCCAGGCUCUCUUGGUGUGGUGGGCCACUGCUUGCCCCUCACUCUUUCCUAUGCAUGCUAUACUUGGGGGCUUUCUCCGCCUGACCCCUAGACAUUACUAACCUGGCUAUCUCCUUAGCUCUUCUCCCUUUACCCACUUAGUCAAACUCC